CACUUAUCUCUUUUACAGCAUAUUCCAGGAGAUGAGAGUCAUAAGGAAGUGGUUUACUUCUCCUUUUCAUCUAUAUAAACCUCUGUGAAGACAAAAAUUCUGCAGGUGAGACAAGAUGGAGUUUGGAUUCGUGAUAUUUUUACUCAGCUCUACUCUUCUGGGGCACAGCUCCGGAUUCACAACAGAUUAUGAACCUACAACAGAUGCAGAAAUAACUACUGCAUUGUUAGGGCCAGUGGGCUCGUGUAGUGGACACUUCACUGAACGAGCAGGAGAAUUUGCGAGCCCUCAGUACCCAAACAGAUACCCACACUACGCUCACUGCACAUGGAGGAUCCAGAGCCUGGAAAGGAAAUUCAUCGUCCUGAGAUUCCUAUAUGUCGAUAUCGAGGCGAGUACAGGCUGCAGGUACGAUGCUGUGCAUGUGUAUGAUGGUCCGUCUGCUUCGUCUCCAUUAUUGGGAAGUGUGUGUGGAUCGCAGAAGAGGUCUUUCAGCUCGAGUGGGAACAAUCUCACCGUGGUUUUCGCCAGCGAUAACACCGGUAAUGGCGGGGGAUUCGUCGCACAGUGGGUUUUCACAGGUGAGUUAAUUACAAAGUACAGUUCAGUUCUUUAGUUUUAGAUCUUUCUU
Pangasianodon hypophthalmus (striped catfish) is the source of this 631-nucleotide messenger RNA. Its product is annotated as CUB and zona pellucida-like domain-containing protein 1. Lineage: Eukaryota; Metazoa; Chordata; Actinopteri; Siluriformes; Pangasiidae. Bases 116 to 616 code for a protein of 166 amino acids. The transcript is spliced from 3 exons. The record is from RefSeq and is a predicted model, not a curated record.